GAGGAGGAGGAGGAGGAGGGAGGGGAGGAAAAGUGCCUUCUCUCUGCCCAAACAGGCGUGCCCCACCUUCCUUCCUUCCCUCCCAGCCCAAAAGGAGAAAGAGAAGGAGAAAGUCUGGGGGAAGAAGUAGAAGAAGAAGAAGGGAAGGAGUCCACUGAGGGAAGAAGAGGCCUCCCUGCUGCCAGAAAGAGGAAAGGAUGCUGCUCUGGCUUCCAGGCUCUGCUGGGAUGGGGUCCCUGCCAUCUGCCCUCCAUCUCCUCCUUUGCUGCCUCUGGGCAACUUCAUGGGCCUCAGCCGGGCCCACAUACCUGCUGGCAGCUCCAGAGAUCAUCAGGCCUGGAGCAAAUCUGACCAUUGGAGUUGCGUUGCUGAAGGCAAGCCCACCACGCCUUACAAUAAAAGCAGAAGUGCUUUUUGCAAAUAAUUCAGUGCUACAUGGAGAAGGUGUCUUUCUAAGAGAUUCCCUUGGGACGCUUGUUCUUCCAGCGCUUCCCUUUGAUAGUACUCCUGGUCCUUACGACUUACUCGUCAAGGGAUAUUCAGAAGGACAGCUCUUGUUUUCUAAUCGCACGACCCUUUCCUUUGAACAUAAGAGCUUCUCAGUCUUCCUGCAGACGGAUAAAUCUGUGUACAAACCAGGGCAAGAUGUCAAAAUACGGAUUGUUACUCUGUACCCUGACCUUAAGCCAUUCAACACACCUGUAAAUAUAUAUAUUCGGGAUCCUCGACGCAAUUUGAUUCAGCAGUGGAUGACACAGAAUGGAAAGUUGGGCAAGAUAGCCAAACAAUUUAAGCUCUCCAAACAUCCUGUUUUGGGUGACUGGAGUCUACAUGUUGAAGUAAAUGGUCAAGUACAUCAUCAAAUAUUUACUGUCAUGGAAUAUGUGUUACCAAAGUUUGAGGUCUUUUUAACAACACCUCUGCAUUAUUCUCCAAAAGCUACAAAUUUCAAUGGUACUAUCACAGCAAAGUAUACAUAUGGAAAGCCGGUGAAAGGGGAAUUAACUCUUCUUUGCUCCUCAAUAUUCUAUGGAAAGAAGAGAAAUAUUACUAAAAUACUGGAGUUUAAUGGCUCUGUGAACUUUACACUUGACAAUCUAGAAAUGAAGAACUUAACAUAUGCAGAUUGGGAUCCACACGUGUAUCACCAGAUGCCCAUAGAAAUUACAGCUGUGGUUACAGAGUUACUUACAGGAAUCAGCCAAAAUGCAAGUGCUACUGCCUUUCCAAAACAUCAUGAUUAUUCAGUAGAAUUUUUUGAGUAUCCAAGAGUUCUCAAGCCUUCUCUGACUUUCAUGGCUAUGCUGAAAGUAACAAGAUUUGACAACAAGCCUCUUACUCACGAUGAAAGAAAGAAUAAUGUAAUGAUCACUGUUGAACCUUCAAAAAGAGGUGAAUUUUUCAGAAGUGCUUACUACAUGUACGAUGAUGGCAAUGAGUCACAGACAAAUGAGGCAGCUCAGAACCUGAGUUAUCCUGUUCCAGAAGAUGGGGUCAUUCAAAUUGAAUUUCCAGUUCAGUCAAACACAACAAGAUUGAAUAUAAAGGCCAAAUUCCUGGAUAGCCAAACAUCUAUAGUCAUACAUGAUAUAUUCUAUUCCACCAGCAUGACUUACCUUCUGAUUAAAAAAGCAAAUCAAGAUGUAAAGGCUGGGGCACCUUUGGAGCUGAAUAUUCAGAGCAACAAACCCUUGAGAGAGAUCAGCUACAUGGUGGUGUCUAAAGAACAAAUUGUGAGUACAAGUAAGAAGAAAUCCACAACAUUUACUUUAACACCAGAAAAUUCUUGGGCUCCUUCAGCAUGCAUAAUUGCCUACUAUGUGAAUGAUAAUGGGGAAGUAAUAAAUGAUGCUCUCAGAGUCCCUGUUCAGCCAGACUUCAAAAACCAGAUUAACAUGCAGUGGAAUAGAAAUAAAGCUAAACCUUCUGAGAAUGUCAGCCUGAAAAUUAGUGUGACUGAACCCAAAACAACAGUUGGACUUCUAGUUGUUGACAAAAGUACAAAGCUGCUGGGGAAGAGAAGUGAUAUCACAGAGGAUGCUGUACUCCAUGAACUAAGUUUAUAUAAUACACCACUACAUUAUGGAGAAGCCAGAAAUUCCUACAGUGUCUUUCAGAAAUGCAACCUCUGGGUAUUGACUGAUGCCAACCUUGCAGAAUACGAUGACUAUGAUUCCUAUGGCUAUGGUUUAGAUUAUGCUGUUUAUGAUGAUUAUCACCAUCACCUGGAUAACACAGCAAUGCCUGCUGAUUUUAGUAGUCCCUAUGUAAGGACAGAUUUUCCAGAGACAUGGAUUUGGCGUGAAAUCACAACAAGAUCUACUGAAACAACUGUGAAUGUCACCGUUCCUGAUACCAUUACUUCCUGGGUAGCCAGUGCAUUUAUAAUAUCUGAAAACCUUGGACUGGGUGUUAUUAAAAUGCCUAUUGAGUUAGAGGUCUUCCAGCCGUUUUUUGUUUCCUUAAACCUCCCUCCUAGUGUUACAAGAGGAGAGCAGUUUAUAUUGGAAGUAAACAUAUUCAAUUAUUUGAAAGAAAGCACUGAGGUUACAGUAACUCUUGAUACAAGUGACACCUUUGAAAUUCUUAUAAUUUCUAAUGAUAUAAAUGCCAUGGGAAACCAACGGUCAGUGUGGGUACCAAGUGAAGAUGGGAAGACUGUUAUUUUUCCAAUCAAACCAAAGCAAAUUGGAGAGAUUCCCUUCAGGGUGACAGCAAUAUCACCCGUUGCUUCUGAUGCUCUUCUCCAGAAAGUAUUAGUGAAGGCUGAGGGACUAGAACAGUUUCAUUCACAGGCACUACUUUUGGACUUGUCAAAAAGAAGUAGUCUCACAGAAAAUCUGAAUUUCACUUUCCCCUCUAAUGUUGUACCUGGCAGUGAACGAGUACAAGUCACUAUUAUCGGUGACAUCCUGGGUCCUUCUAUCAAUGGUCUAGAGUCCCUGAUCAAAAUGCCUUAUGGAUGUGGAGAACAAAACAUGAUCAAUUUUGCACCAAAUAUUUAUAUCUUGGACUAUCUGACUAAAACAGGUGACCUCCAGUCCACUCUGAAAUCAAAAGCUGUGUCCUAUAUGAGAGAAGGCUACCAAAGAGAGCUUCUUUACCAAAGGGAUGAUGGUUCAUUCAGUGCUUUCGGCAGCAGCGACCACUCUGGAAGUACAUGGUUAUCAGCUUUCGUAUUACGAAGUUUCAUUCAAGCUCAGUUUUUCAUAGAUAUUGAUCCAUUUAUAUUGGAAAAAACUGCGGCUUGGAUUGUCAGUCAUCAGAAACAGAGUGGCGAAUUUCAGGAGCCUGGAAGAGUGCUACAUACUGAACUGCAAGGAGGCAUCAACAGCUCUCUCUCACUUACAGCUUACAUCAUGGCUGCCUUAUUAGAGUACCAAACAGAUAAGUAUGAUAAUAAUAUAAGAAAAGCUUUGAACUUUCUGGAAUUUAAAUUAAGCGAAGGCAUAUCUGAUAAUCAUACUCUAGCCCUUGUGACAUAUGCUGUAUCGCUAGCAAAGAGUACAGAUGCAAAGAGAGCUCUGGAUAUACUGAACGGGAGAUCAGAACAACAAGGAGACCUCAGAUUUUGGAUCUCACCAGCUUCUGAACUGUCUGAUUCCUGGCAGCCACGUUCUAUAGAUAUUGAGGCUGCAGGCUAUGCUCUAUUAUCUCAUGCUAAGCAACAAAGACUGUUAGAGGGGAUCCCUAUUAUGAAAUGGCUAAGCCAGCAAAGAAACCACCUGGGAGGUUAUUCUUCUACACAGGACACUGUGGUGGCUUUACAGGCUUUGAGUGCCUGUGCAAUGUUGACUACUGGCAUUGAAACAGAAAUGGAUGUAACAGUCACACCAUCCAGUGAAGAAAUUCCAGUUACAUACAAAAUCAAUAAAGAAAACCGCUUUGUUCUCAAGACCAAAGAGAUUGCAGCUACACAGCCAGUGGGAGUUACAGUUUCUGCAAAUGGCCGUGGCUUUGGAAUAUUUCAGCUCAAUAUUAUGUAUAAUGUGGAAAACUUACAUACCAGCCGGAGGCGUAGAUCAGCACACGAUCAAGAAGCCUUUGAUUUGGAUGUCAGUGUGAAGGAUGACAAAAAAGAUAUCAAUCGUUUAACACUGAAUGUCUGCACUAGGUAUUUGGGCACUGCCUCAUCUUCAAGGAGUGGUAUGGCUCUUAUAGAGAUUGGAUUGUUGAGUGGUUUUUCUCUGUCACCCAGUUUCAUGUCAGUAGAUGAUCCAGUUAAGAAGGUGGAGAAAGAUGGAGGCAAAGUUCAUUUAUAUUUGGACUCUUUAAAUGAAACACAGUUUUGUGUAGAUAUUCCUGCUGUGAGAGACUUCAAAGUAGCAAAUACUCAAGAUGCCUCUGUAACUGUGGUGGAUUAUUACGAACCCAGGAGAAGAGCAGUGAGAAGCUAUAACUCUGAAGUGAUGCAGACUUUAUCAUCUUGUUCCUUCUGUGAAAAAGAUGAAUGCAAUCUUUGUGAAACAGAUGGCUCAUCCUUGAUUUUCCUCUCUUAUGAACUGUUAGUUGUACAUAUAAGCUUGCUAUACUGUUGGCUCAUCUGAUCACGUGGGCAGUCUAUCCACAUUGCAUUCUAGGUGUUCUCCAUAAAGGUAACUUGCAAACUUGAAUGUGGUGCAUAGGACAAUUUGAGAAUAUGCUCAGUAAGGUUCAGAGGUUGAGAACUCUUUGCAAGAAUUUGCAUCUUAAAAUAAAUACAUACUUUUCUGUAGAAGGGUGAGAUUCUGCUGUAGGACAUCAGAAAGGAAAGUUCCAGUCAGUGGAAUUUCUUUCAGGGAUUAACUGCAAAAUCCUGUGCAUGUUUACUCUGAAGGAGAACCCCUUGAAUUCAGUGGGGCAUACUCCUAGGUAAGUGGGUAUAUCACCGUUGUCUAAGCUUCUGUGUCCUGUGACAGAAGAAAGAUCCAAACUGUAAAAUUCUGGCUAUGUCAGAAACAUAAACAUUUUUUUAAAAAAAAUAAGCAUUUCUGCAUUUAAAAGGUCAGAUUUAUUUGGAAGAAAACUAUAUAUUUUAAUGAAGUUCUUUAUUUGGGUAUUAUAAGUACAGACUGUUUUCUAAAUAGAAUAUUUUAGUUAUCAAAAUGAUGAAUAAAAAGGUUUACCUAAGCCAUACAUUCAAUUUCAUUUGUGUUGCCUUUUAGGUUGAAUUAACAUUUAAUCUACAUAUAUUAUUGAUUUCAUUGGUACAAGAUCAAACCCCAUUUCAGAUGGGCUUAAUGUAAUAAGUCUUUUUCAGUCAGGUUAAAAUUUGUUAUCACUGUCAAUUAUCUUCUUAGUUAUAUUCUGCAGAAAAAAAGACCCUUAUAUGAACAUGCUUAUAUAAUAGAUGGAAUGGGAAAGGUAUAGUAACAACAUGAAAAAAGGAAACUGGCUGCUUACAAGCAACUAACCAUUAUUGACACUCAGGCA
This is a messenger RNA of Sceloporus undulatus (fence lizard), 5412 nucleotides long. RefSeq names its product CD109 molecule (gene CD109). Bases 198 to 4547 code for a protein of 1449 amino acids. The record is from RefSeq and is a predicted model, not a curated record. NCBI's taxonomy places the organism in Eukaryota, Metazoa, Chordata, Lepidosauria, Squamata, Phrynosomatidae. The transcript has 33 exons. Gene Ontology annotation, cellular component: extracellular region. Gene Ontology annotation, molecular function: endopeptidase inhibitor activity.